This is a messenger RNA of Acanthosepion pharaonis, 1050 nucleotides long. The record is from the annotation of a GenBank genome assembly. Lineage: Eukaryota; Metazoa; Mollusca; Cephalopoda; Sepiida; Sepiidae.
AUGAAAUAUUUUUCUUCCUUUUCUCCCAACUACGUUCCGUUUUUCAUUUAUUUUAUUUCUUUCUAUAUUUCUUUCUUUCUUUUUUUCUUUCUUUCUUUCUUAGCCAGACGUUCAUUAUCUUCAUUACUUUUUUCUUUCUUUCUUUUCUUUAAUUUUUCUUUUCUUUUUUCUUUCUUUUUUUUUACGUUUUUUUUGCCAGAAAGCAGUCUUUUAGUUCUUUUUUUUUCUUUCUUUCUUUGCUAUUACAUUCAUGCCUUCAUUUUUUUUCUUUCUUUAUUUCUUUCUUUUUUUUCUUUCAAUGCAUUUUUCUUUCUUUUUUGGUCUUUUCUUUUAUGCCAGACGUUCAUGCUUUCAUUAAAAUGGGUUCUUUCUUUAUUUUUUUUAUUUUUCGUUCAUUUUAAUUUUUAUUUACUUUUUAAGAUUCAAAACGCCUUUUUAUAUUUUUCUUUUCUUUCUUUCUUUUCAAGUCUUUUUUUAUUUUCUUUCUUUCUUUUUUUCUUUGCCAGUCGUUCACGCCUUCUUUCUUUCUUUCUUUCUUUCUUUCUUUCUUUUCUUUGUUUUCUUUUCUUCUUUUCUUUCUUUCCCUUUGUUUCUUUUCUCUUCACUAAUUAUUCUUUUCUCUCUUUUUUCUUCUUUUUCUCCUUUUUUCUGUUUUCCUUCUUUUUUUCUUUCACUUUUUUCUUUUUUUUUUUUUUUUUCUUCCUUAAAAAUUUAAUGUUUAUCCUCUCUCUCUUCUUUUCUAAAUUACUUUCAUUUCAUAUCUCCCUUUUCAUCCUUUUCCUUUGGGGGAUGAAGUAUCUAUUACUUUCUCUCUUUCUCUCUUUCUUUCUUUCUUUCUUUCUUUCUUUCUUUAUUGCUUGCUUUGAUGAAAAACAUUCAUCUAUCUAUCUAUCUAUCUAUCUAUCUAUCUAUCUAUCUUUUCUAUCUAUCUAUCUAUAUCUAUCUAUCUCUUUAAUUAUCUAUUUAACUAUCUUAAGAAGAUUAUCUAUCUAUAUAUCUAUCUAUCUAUCUAUCUAUUCAUUAUCUAUCAUCAUAUCUAUUCUAUAUUAA